CCACCACCAACAUACUGCUCACUAUCUCUCAUACUCUUUUUCAUUUGGAUAACGUCGUGACUUCCAAACUAUCAUGACUGUUCAGCCAUUAUCAGGAAACUCCAAACCAUUGGUUCUCUUUCGCGCCGAGUGCGAGAGAAACAGCAGCUUCAUAGAAGGCUACGUGUGCGCACGGAGAACGAACUACGAAGGUCCACCAUCACUGCAAGAGUUUGAUGAUCAUCUUUCCUGGAGAAGGGUUCCCACACGAUUUCUAUCUUUCGGCACUUGGAAGCGAGCCCUUCAGCGACGGAAACAGUUGGAAAAUGAAUUGGAAGAGAACAUUGUGGUGAUUGCCGUGUGGGCGGAACAUAUGACACGUGUAUUCAGUGCGAAGGAGGCUGCAACCAGGCUUGCAUAUCGUGAUCCAGAACUGUAUGGCGAGGAAUAUCUUGUUGAAGGCGGCAUUGUGGCUGACGAUUAUCGUGUUCUUGCUGUCUUCGAGGGUGGGGGUCCUGCACGCAAUGUCGUCUUCGCAUGGCCUUUUUAUGAAGCUUCAACAACAAUUCCGAGCGAAUUCUUCCCUGGACUCAGAUCGCACAACGCACUGGAGGAUAUAGCAGAUGAAAUAUAUAGCCGUUUGGGAGUUCGUGACGAUAGGAAGCGAGAUGAGCUUGUGAAAGCAAUCCUGGGAAGUCCUUGGUUCUUUCCGGCCAUUCGGUAUCAGUGACAAGCCAAUAUUCAAGAUGAUUAGAUUGCAUUUCACUUGCAAUCCAUCGCUUCGGAGAAACACUCGGAGUCAGUGGACUUUGGUAAGUUUUGAUAUAGCGAGUUGAUGGUACAAUCAACAAAUCGCC
Molecule: messenger RNA, 836 nt
Organism: Aspergillus fijiensis CBS 313.89
Lineage: Eukaryota; Fungi; Ascomycota; Eurotiomycetes; Eurotiales; Aspergillaceae
Exons: 1
Coding region: 74-709 (211 amino acids)
Source: RefSeq, a predicted model, not a curated record